Molecule: messenger RNA, 7331 nt
Organism: Amoebophrya sp. A25
Lineage: Eukaryota; Dinophyceae; Syndiniales; Amoebophryaceae
Source: the annotation of a GenBank genome assembly
AUGGUGGUUCAUACUCGCAAUAGUGGAGCCAAUGCCGGAGCGCUCAGCUCAUCUUCCUCGAGCCAGAAGGAUAACCAUGGACCCUACCAGCAUGGCGGCCUCUACAAUGGGGGACACAUCCCGCAUGGUGGCAGCCCCCACACAGCUUCAAAUGUUAUGGCCAUAGUGAUGCUCGAGCUCUUCUGUAAGUUUUUGUACUUGUUACGAACUAGCUACGGAAGGACCUGUGCCUGUUGGCUGUUGGCUGUAGCUGUUUUCUACUAAAAAACUGAAACUGUGUCAAGACGCCAAAAUCAAUAUCAAGAACAACUUCAAAAUACUGUUUCUGUCGAUCACUAGGACUAGCUACUUCCUCUUCAUCUAAUUUUUGCGGUAGCACUUACGGCAGUGUCGGAAGUCCUAUCGGCGGAGCUAAUAGUAUGGCAGUUGGGAAUCAGUAUUUCACCCAUGUGCCCUCAGGGCCCACCAAGCAUUCGCAUGUACGCGAAACGAUCGAAGUACUUCCUGGACGCCUCUUCUGGCGGGCAGAGCCGAAGCAUCACAUGACCACGAGAAGCUUAGCUGAAAAUGCUUAUCAUCACCCCCAGGGUAACUUUAAGGCAAGAACGAACUUCUACACAUGAUUAUACUCCAAUACCCAAAUCCACACACCUGAUUAUACUUGAUCAUCCAAGCAAUCCACAUCGAUGGAUCCUGAAUUAGUCAUGAUAUUAUAGAAGUGAUCACCAUCAAUGCACGACGGCGACCACGACCUUACCGAUUCUUAUUUAUUUAGAAUGGACUAGCAGUAGAACUUCUCGAGUUGUUUCUUGACCACCAAGCUGCUGUUUAGACUAUCGUCUUUAUUGAUAAGUUAGAGACCUCCUCAGUCAAGUACACCAGAGACAGACGGAAUAUUGUUGGAACGGUAUGCUCAGGCAUCUUGUUCACAGCAAAGUCACAAGAUGAAGAUAUUAGCGUUACUAGAAUACAUAGAUCAAUUCUGGCGAACCCGAGCUCUAAUAGCUACAACUUUCGAUUGUUGAAUACGCCGAACGAGGUGGGCUACCGAUUCGAAAGCGACCUCGAUAUCUGCUAUCAGGCGUUUGCCAAGGACUUUGGUCCCCUUAAUCUUGCGGUUAUUUGGCGCUAUUGCAGACUUAUGGAACAGGUACUCUUAGGGCUUAGGCAAAUCGAUGGUGUACGUCUUGACUUGCAAAGAUCGAGGUUUCAGAGCUCUACGUUCAAAGACAUCUUGAAAUCUCAGAUCUUCAUGAACAACAUUUACUAGGUGAUGGAGAUGGACACGAAGACCGUGACGCAUCAGUGCGACACCAGCGAUAUCAUCCGGAUGACCAAUAGUGUCUUUCUGAUAUCAGCCUACUGCAUAGUGAUGGAAGGGAAAACCGCGAAUGAUUAAGGCCUCCCACUAGUGACUAGACAAUCCUUCAUAGUGAUGGAAGUAGUAGAAUUAGAAAAGCUGUUCGUCUCAAUCUUCACCAAGCACUAGCUCUUCCUCUUCUGGUUCUGCUUCUGGUUGUACAAUGUCAAUGAAUCAUAGACCUAGAAGACUAAGAAGAUGUUGGAAUAUAAGUAAUCAUUUUUUGAGCUUCUUCUAAUCUGGAAUGUACAACAAAUUCAAGCAUCUGCGAGAAUAUUGGGUGCCUUACCGGGACGCCUCCUCAUGCCCGUCCAUUUUUGACCUGGACAUGCUUAGUUGCCUCGAAGGUCUCGAAGUCGGAAUCAAAUUAGGCUGGUUCGUGUACUUCAAAAAUCUUGAUUUUCAUUGUAGAUUACUUGCUUUACGGUUCAUUUGUUGUACGAGGUUUCUUCUAGGUCAGUUUUUUCUUCUGAGCUACACUCAAUCGAGACCGAGGACUACGCCUUAUUCUCGCAACUUGAAGAAGAGUCAUGUCUAAUGAAAUUCUUCACUGUCAAUUCUCUUUCCUACACUCUUUCCUACACCUGCUAUUAAACAUCUUAUUUUACGCAAGAACGAUCUACAUCACGCCGAUGCAUCAUUUUCACUUUCAGGUACAAGGACUUCGAUGCCGAUGAGUAUGAGCAUUACGAAAAAGUUGAGAGCGGAGAUUUGAACUGGAUCAUCCCUCACAAGAUGCUAGCAUUCGCAAGCCCACAAAACAAGAGCCGGGUAAUUUUCGUCUUCUCUUUUUUUUGUAGUGCUUGAAAAAAAUUAGGUAGAAGUUCUCCUCUUGACCUGUGAGGUGUUUGCCAAACAACAACUCUGAUACAAGUAGCUACAAGAAGUCUCACGCGGCAUAUAGACCGACGUCGAUAUUGAUAUGCAACAUCGAUCAAACCAUUCUCGAUGUUGAAGAACUUUGAAGUCGUAUAGUACCCUCAAUAAAUCUCCACAGGACGCCGAUGGUUACCUCACAUGGACUCCAGAGGGAUACAGCCCGCUCUUCAAGAAGUGGAACAUAAACCUAGUAGUGCGCCUGAACAAAGCGACGUGCUACGAUAGAGAAAAGUUCAUUUAAGGCUCAGGAAAUCCCUCUUGUUUGGUGUAAAGUCAUUGUUUAUCUCUCUGCACAAUAGAUAAGAACAAGGAAUUGAAUUGCUUUCUUGAUUUCGUUUCGCCAUUACUAGGCUAGAUAGUAGAACUAGUACACAGAGGACACAACUACUUUUAUGAUACGUGUCCACGUAGGGCGAGGAGGAGCUGAGAAAAAAGAAACUCCAAGAGUGAACAGAAGUUGUCGCCGACUCUAAUGUCUCAAGAACGGGGUAAAGCAUCUCGACCUCUAUUUCAAUGAUGGAGGUCUUCCGCCAAUGGAGCACCUCUACGCAUUCCUCCACGCUAGCGAAACAGAAAAAGGCGGUGUUGCAGUAACAACAUAUUCGCUUCUAGGAAUACAUUAUUGCUAACUAGAUUGGAAAGUUCUCAACCGAUUGAGUGAAGUCGUUGCAUAUUUCUUUCGAAUUCAUCUUCAACCUUCAAGGUUUGUUACUUAGGUAAUUCACUAGCACUACUGAUCAUUGUUUCGUUCUUUUUCCAUUUCUUACAUAGGUUCACUGCAAAGCCGGCCUCGGGCGAACGGGAACGCUUAUUGGUGCGUAUGUGAUGAAGCACUACAAAGUGCCAGCACGAGUGUUAUGGCUUGCAAAUUGUAGCCUAUAGAAGCUUUUUCAUGAUCAUCUUACUCUAAUGAUAUUAAUUUUGAUUUUUCUUUGGAUAUGUGGUUCUUUGGACCGGGCUACAAGAUACUCAUAAGUAAGUAAAAGAUGACAUCACAAUGACUUCUGUUUCUAGUAUACUUUCGCAGCGGACAAUCUUCAUUAGGGAGGUGCAUUGGGGGAAUUAUGUCCAUAUAGAGAGCAACGCGAAAGGAGCUGUCAUUCCUCGGCCUCUCUGCUCUUCGUAGCUCUUCCUGGCUCUGCCUGGCAGGCUCUGCUCUUUCGCGCUACAAGAUACUCUAAAGUAAGUAAAAGAUCAUGCAUUCUUUCUCGACGGUUUCCUGGUGUUCUCGAAACUACCAUUGAUUACCUCUUUAUUCCUCGUAAGCUAGUACAACUUGUACCUCGUCCUCUAACUACUUUUAUCGCUUGGAAUCGUUUAGCGCGUCCGGGAAGCGUCUUGGGGCCUCAGCAGCAGUUUUUGUGCGACAUCGAACCCCUGAUGUUCAGUUUGCCGAGUCACCUUCCGGAAGUGAUGGCUUUCCGACCAGGACCAGGUCAUCCUAUCCGAGUGAAUCCUAAUUUAAGGCGAGUUUUGCAGGGUGGUGCUGGUAGUUCAAGUUCCAAGAUUUACUUAGAUGACUAAUUAAAAUUAGAUUUAGAGCCCGUCGUUAGUUACCUAGCUUUAGAAUUAAUCCGUCGUUACAGUGUGAAGAGCAGUUUUUGGAUUCAAUUGCUAAGAAUGGAAGGUACAUAUUCGAGAAAACGAGAUUUAUACAUAUUAGUUCCUAACUAAAAUCACCGUCUUCUAUACAUAUAGUUCUUCUAACAAGUCCGGCUCUGCAGGCAGCUAUUGCCAAUAACCCUUCGGUUUCGAGGACCAGCGUGGUGGAAGGAAGUAACGUAGCCGGCUCGAGAGAAGUCAGUCAACAGUCUCCGCAAAACAUUAAGGCGAACGUAAUCUGAACAGGAAUAAUAGGACUGAGGAUCGAUUUGGAGGCCACAAGAACUCAGAUAUGAUCCAUCGUCAUCCACCUCAUUGUUGUACCUGAUUUCCGAGAACAGAAUAGAUCAUUUUCAGUUGGAACUAUUUGUAAGACUAAGACCAAGUAGGAUCAGUAUAGUGCGUUUACGUAGUCAAACUGGACUCACCUUGUACUUUUGCGGGAAAUUGUAGACCCGGGUACCAAAAAAAAACUCCCGCGAUUGCUUGCAUGAAUGAGUGGAUGAAUGAAUGAAAAGAGAAGUAGAUGCAACAGAUCCUUCAUACAGACGUUCACCUAUUUCUAAGACUAGCAAGCCGACUCCCGCUGGAAGCAACAAGGCAUCACAGGAAGAACAAACCUCGUCUCAGUCGCAACAGAGAAAUCAGAGUGGCGGCAACAAAAAGUUCUACGGAGCAGGCGGUAAUGCGAAAAACAGCAAGAAAAACCCAUCCACAGUCGACCCGAACAUCGAACAACAGGUAGUCUUAUUUAUUAUGUGGCAGUCUCAGACCCAGCACUCCCAGUUGUUAGCCUGCGGUAAAAACAAUUUUUGUUAAUAACUGCGCAUGACAGGAGACCACCAGCAUAUUGUAAUCGAAAUUCAAUUAUCACAGGGCCAAGGCGAGUGGCUUCUCUCGCAAAAGAAGCGUGCGCAGGGAAUGAAGACUAGUUACUCGGCGGCAACACCGGGAGCAUACACGACAUCCGGAUAGAUGUCGGGACUCGGCAAAACGGUCGACUCGUUGGAUUACUUUUAUUAAGUUUAGUGAUUUAAGUAGGUCAAAAGAUAUAGAAAGUAAUGGGAAUUCGUUUUUUAGUUACGUAUCUUCGUGUUGAAUCGUAGGAAGGACCGGGAAAAUCGCAAUGGCCAGAGGCCACUGUGCAUUAAACUACGUAUUAUUGCCCUCGAUAUUAGUGGUUGUGUAUUUCCUGCGCAGUGGCAGUGGGGUAGUCCGCUUUUUAUUUUAUUGCUAAACAGGGAGGAAUUCGAAUUUUCUUGCCCUUUUUUGAUGUGAUUCAUGAUUUCAUGUUCGCAGUCAGUGUGCAUAUUAUUGUUGAUGGGUCCCGAUGAUAAUCUCAGAGUUCGCAUAGUAGCCGUAGCAGUAAAUAAAGUGGGCGGAAAGUGGGGAAUUCGAACGGAAGCUCAAUCAUAUUUUUUCGUGACGUAAAAACUUCUUACGAUUUAAGGUCAUACCAAGGAACGGUUGGACAGUCCUGUAAAAAAAGAAUUAACGUAGUAACCAUGCUAAAGACAUAUGAUAAUCUCCAAAAUCUUCUGAUUUAUAUACUUCUACUUACCCUUGAGGACAGUCAAGUCUUGACUAGUAUUAUAAUGAAGAAAAUCAAAAUCUUCAGAAAAUGCACCAUGACGUAUAUUUAGCUUGUAGUUGAUCAUCUGCCGUGCUCGCAUAGUUCUCGUAAAUUUUUCAUUUCCAACAUGCAUAACAUCAAUCUUCACACUUAAAAUGUUACAGCAGCUCAUGUAUUAUUGAUAGGAACAUCAAGAUCAAAGAAAUAUGAAAGCAAAAAUUGUCUGUCACGAAUUCGAGUCGAGUAAACCUUGUUACCCCAAAUUGGGGGUAUCCACGCACUAAACUGAGAAGUACUAGUUGUCUACAAGAUUGCCUUCACUUGUCAUUAUCGCUCGACUUCAUGUUGAAACAUUCGUACUUAACGCACUAGUAAUCAAUUCGUUGAAUUGAUUCUUUUACCAGAAUUAGCAUUUUUCUCUCAUCUUAGCUAUCAGUUACACUUGUUGUCAUCUAUUGUUAUUAUCUAUCAUGUCUAAGUUCAAAGUAAGAGUAGAUAGGAUUGUGAUCAUGAGGUUUAAAUAUAGAAAUUCAUGGCAUUCAAGACCUGAAACGUUGAUUAAUAUUGGAAGUUACACCAAUAAGAGUGUUUAGGAGGUCAGCAUAGUGUUAUUAUCCACCGCUUUAUUUCUUCUUUGUUUGUAUGGUGAUUGAGACGUCGACUUAUCAUCAUUACGAUUAGUGUCGGUGAUUCAUUCCUUCACAACCAGCAACAGUCGGAGGGCUGUCUUCUGCGGCGUCGAAAAUGCAAUGCGGUACUCCAGGUACAAGACUGAGGCUGCCCCCGGAGCUCGCGGCAUUUCAGGUGGACGCUUUGCAUCUUACGCCUUCUCUCAACAACCAAUAAACAACUGAAGGAUAGCAGUAGGUAGUAUAGAGGAGGACGUGCUGCCAGCGACAAGAUCCAUAUUAACUACCAUUGUAAAUAUAGUUUCGAUGAUAGCGUCUGUUUAUCAGAGUAACUUACAUGAUAAUCUUACUCAAUCAUAAUAUGGACUGUCAUCUUCACGACAAUGCAUCAAUUAUACAGCUGUUUGCUCCAUUUCCUAUACAUUCCGUUUGAUCUUCUUAACCAUGGUCAUCCUCAUUGAAGAUUGUCAUUAGCAAUGAAAAGCAUGUAAAAAAAGGUACAGACUUGUACAGAAACCAGCACCACGAGAACCAGUCUACUUACCAAUUAACUGAUAUUCAACAUGAUUCAUAGGAAUCAGAUCGAUAGCACAUCGGGAAUGCAAUGGUUGAAAAAUUAGAUUUAUUUCACUGAGAUCAACCAAGAACAUCAACUCACUCAUCUACUUUCUGUAUUCGACUUUGGUGGAACGAGCAAGCUGUUCCAUUUUAUUUUCUUGUGGUUCUGUAAUGCAAGCAUAUUAGUUUGGUGUGAUAAGGCGAUGGCUAAUAACUAUCGCUCGCAUCUAGUUUUUAUUCAUCACUUCUUACCAACGAACUGAAACUAUUAUUUAGUUUUACAAAAGAAACUGAUCGUGUAGAAAUUUUUAAUUUUGAUGAAUUUAUCCAUGAACAAGAGCUAUCACUCCAGUGGUAUUGAAGAUCGCUUUGUUACUCAACAUGGGUUGCCUGCAGUUAGUUGCGCGGUUGCCUCAACAAUGAGGGUUCCUUGUACUAGUUAUCCGCGUCUUCAUCUCAGAAGAUCGGAAUUCAACAACACAGUAGUUGUGAGGACCUGUACAAAAUCGAUUCAUCAACUGUACCCUACAAAAGCAACUCUUGCUUGUGCAUAGCCAGCAUGCUGUCAGCAGCCCGAUGAGCCUGAGAACCAGAUUUAAUGGAAAUUCACCUACAUGGGAAAUAAAAUCAGACGAAGUACAAAGAAUAUUGAUAAUGUUGCAGGCAAAAUGAAUAUCCAGAGCCAAUAGUGUUGCAAGAAGAAUGUCGGGUUGACUGUGUUAGUUGUGCG